GGACUUGUGGUUCACCUUAGCCAAUGUAUAGUGGGUGGGAUUGACUGAGCAGUUGCUCUAGCAGGAUAAAUAGGAGCACCGUCCCCUCACUCCCAGCUCCCCCAUUAUAUCCACAUGUGAGAGACCAGUCCCAGGAGCUGACGCUCUAAUAGAGCCGGCCCCUCACUCCCAGCCCCCCCAUUAUAUCCACAUGUGAGAGACCGGUCCCAGGAGCUGACGCUCUAAUAGAGCCGGCCCCUCACUCCCAGCCCCCCCAUUAUAUCCACAUGUGAGAGACUGGUCACAGGAGCUGACACUCUAAUAGCACUGUCCCCUCACUCCCAGCCCCCCCCCCAUUAUAUCCCAUGUGAGAGACCGGUCCCAGGAGCUGACGCUCUAAUAGAGCCGACCCCUCACUCCCAGCCCCCCCAUUAUAUCCACAUGUGAGAGACUGGUCACAGGAGCUGACACUCUAAUAGCACUGUCCCCUCACUCCCAGCCCCCCCCCCCCAUUAUAUCCCAUGUGAGAGACCGGUCCCAGGAGCUGACGCUCUAAUAGAGCCGGCCCCUCACUCCCAGCCCCCCCAUUAUAUCCACAUGUGAGAGACUGGUCACAGGAGCUGACACUCUAAUAGCACUGUCCCCUCACUCCCAGCCCCCCCCCCAUUAUAUCCCAUGUGAGAGACCGGUCCCAGGAGCUGACGCUCUAAUAGAGCCGGCCCCUCACUCCCAGCCCCCCCAUUAUAUCCACAUGUGAGAGACCAGUCCCAGGAGCUGACGCUCUAAUAGAGCCGGCCCCUCACUCCCAGCCCCCCCAUUAUAUCCACAUGUGAGAGACUGGUCACAGGAGCUGACACUCUAAUAGCACUGUCCCCUCACUCCCAGCCCCCCCCAUUAUAUCCCAUGUGAGAGACCGGUCCCAGGAGCUGACGCUCUAAUAGAGCCGGCCCCUCACUCCCAGCCCCCCCAUUAUAUCCACAUGUGAGAGACCAGUCCCAGGAGCUGACGCUCUAAUAGAGCCGGCCCCUCACUCCCAGCCCCCCCAUUAUAUCCACAUGUGAGAGACUGGUCACAGGAGCUGACACUCUAAUAGCACUGUCCCCUCACUCCCAGCCCCCCCCAUUAUAUCCCAUGUGAGAGACCGGUCCCAGGAGCUGACGCUCUAAUAGAGCCGGCCCCUCACUCCCAGCCCCCCCAUUAUAUCCACAUGUGAGAGACCAGUCCCAGGAGCUGACGCUCUAAUAGAGCCGGCCCCUCACUCCCAGCCCCCCCAUUAUAUCCACAUGUGAGAGACUGGUCACAGGAGCUGACACUCUAAUAGCGCCGUCCCCUCACUCCCAGCUCCCCCAUUAUAUCCCCAUGUGAGAGACCGGUCCCAGGAGCUGACGCUCUACUAGAGCCGUCCCCUCAUUCCCAGCUCCCCCAUUAUAUCCCCAUGUGAGAGACCGGUCCCAGGAGCUGACGCUCUACUAGAGCCGUCCCCUCAUUCCCAGCUCCCCCUAUUAUAUCCCUAUGUGAGAGACCGGUCCCAGGAGCUGAAGCUCUAAUAGCACCGUCCCCUCACUCCCAGCUCCCCCAUUAUAUCCUCAUGUGAGAGACCAGUCCCAGGAGCUGACACUCUAAUAGCACCGUCCCCUCACUCCCAGCUCCCCCCAUUAUAUCCCCAUGUGAGAGACCGGUCCCAGGAGCUGACGCUCUAAUAGCACCGUCCCCUCACUCCCAGCUCCCCCCAUUAUAUCCCCAUGUGAGAGACCGGUCCCAGGAGCUGAUGCUCUAAUAGCACCGGCCCCUCGCUCCCAGCUCCCCCAUUAUAUCCUCACGUGAGAGACCAGUCCCAGGAGCUGACGCUCUAAUAGAGCCGUCCCCUCACUCCCAGCUCCCCCAUUAUAUCCCCAUGUGAGAGACCGGUCCCAGGAGCUGACGCUCUAAUAGAGCCGGCCCCUCACUCCCAGCUCCCCCAUUAUAUCCCCAUGUGAGAGACCGGUCCCAGUAGCUGACGCUCUAAUAGCACCGUCCCCUCACUCCCAGCCCCCCCAUUAUAUCCACAUGUGAGAGACUGGUCACAGGAGCUGACACUCUAAUAGCACUGUCCCCUCACUCCCAGCUCCCCCAUUAUAUCCCCAUGUGAGAGACCGGUCCCAGGAGCUGACGCUCUAAUAGAGCCGGCCCCUCACUCCCAGCUCCCCCAUUAUAUCCCCAUGUGAGAGACCGGUCCCAGGAGCUGACGCUCUAAUAGCGCAUUCCCCUCACUCCCAGCUCCCCCAUUAUAUCCUCAUGUGAGAGACCGGUCCGAGGAGCUGACGCUCUAAUAGAGCCGGCCCCUCACUCCCAGCUCCCCCAUUAUAUCACCAUGUGAGAGACCGGUCCCAGGAGCUGACGCUCUAAUAGCACCGUCCCCCUCAAUCCCAGCUCCCCCCAUUAUAUCCCCAUGUGAGAGACCGCUCCCAGGAGCUGACGCUCUAAUAGCGCCGUCCCCUCACUCCCAGCUCCCCCCAUUAUAUCCCCAUGUGAGAGACCGGUCCCAGGAGCUGAUGUUCUAAUAGCACCGGCCCCUCACUCCCAGCUCCCCCAUUAUAUCCCCAUGUGAGAGACCGCUCCCAGGAGCUGACGCUCUAAUAGCGCCGUCCCCUCACUCCCAGCUCCCCCCAUUAUAUCCCCAUGUGAGAGACCGGUCCCAGGAGCUGACGUUCUAAUAGCACCGUCCCCUCACUCCCAUCUCCUCCAUUAUAUCCCCAUGUGAGAGACCGGUCCCAGGAGCUGACGCUCUAAUAGUGCCGUCCCCUCACUCCCAGCUCCUCCAUUAUAUCCCCAUGUGAGAGACUGGUCCCAGGAGCUGACACUCUAAUAGCACCGUCCCCUCACUCCCAGCUCCCCCAUUAUAUCCUCAUGUGAGAGACCAGUCCCAGGAGCUGACGCUCUAAUAGUGCCGUCCCCUCACUCCCAGCUCCCCCAUUAUAUCCCCAUGUGAGAGACCGGUCCAAGGAGCUGACGCUCUAAUAGCGCCGUCCCCUCACUCCCAGCUCCUCCAUUAUAUCCCCAUGUGAGAGACCGGUCCCAGGAGCUGACGCUCUAAUAGCGCCGUCCCCUCACUCCCAGCUCCCCCAUUAUAUCCCAUGUGAGAGACCGGUCCCAGGAGCUGACGCUCUAAUAGCGCAUUCCCCUCACUCCCAGCUCCUCCAUUAUAUCCCCAUGUGAGAGACCGGUCCCAGGAGCAGAUUGUUGCUGACUUGGUGCCUCCACCUCACUGUGCCUCAUGGCAGUGACAGCCAUAGUGCUAGGUACUGUGGUGUCCGCAUCGUCUCAUCCUCCUGGUAGCUGAGGCUAUAGAGCUGAGAUGUGUAUGGGUAACAGUACCGUGUCCUCGGCUGCGGUCUCUGCACGUGUUCUCUGCACAUGUUCCCAGCUAUAGGGGUGUCUCUGUAUAAUAAUGAGGGACCGGGGGCAGCUGCCAUAGACACACACACAGGACGCUGUAAUCUCUAUCCACAAUGCUUAUCCCAGCGCUACCUAGAUGCGGUCCUCAAGCCACCCCAACAGUCCAGGGUUUACGGAUAUCCCUGCUUGUGCACAGGUGGUAUUCUCAGAGUGACUGAGCCUGUUCCAGGAGCUCCCAGUAUAUCAUGGAGAAAGUCCGCUGCUCGGAUCACGGAUGUCUGUGUGUUUUAAAAACUGGAACCCGGGAAGGUCCCAACAAAGGGAAGAGUUUCUAUAUCUGUUCUGCCAGUCGCCGCACUCCCUGCCCAUUUAUCCAGCCUGCAGAUCUCCCGGCAUCGUACUGUCUGCUGCACGAGGAUUACCUGGUGGAGCUGCAGGCGCUGGUGACACAGGACUCUGGGGACUACAGCCUGUACUAUCGCUGUAUGAAGAGUAGGAGUGACGGGAAGAAGUACUGUGGAAAUAUCCCUUGGCAGGAGUCGAAGCAGAAGCCAGUUCCGAGGUCUGAGCUUCUUUUUGGGAAUAUGGACAAACCUCAGAGAAAUCCCUUUAGGGUCAUCAAUGAAGAACUUACACCUGGUGUAUGGAAACAGGUUGCCAAAGAUAAAAAGAACUGCUCCGAGGACAUUAACCGCCGAGAUAAUGAGAUGAACCUCACCGAUGGUGGAAUGAAGAGUAGCCGUGAGGAGAAGUCUGAUCACAACUGGAAGAAGAGCAGCGAGAAGUCUGACCGGGACAGGAAGAAGAGCAGUGAGGAGAAGUCUGAUCACAACUGGAAGAAGAGCAGCGAGAAGUCUGACCGGGAUGGGAAGAAGAGCAGUGAGGAGAAGUCUGAUCACAACUGGAAGAAGAGCAGCGAGAAGUCUGACCGGGACGGGAAGAAGAGCAGUGAGGAGAAGUCUGAUCACAACUGGAAGAAGAGCAGUGAGGAGAAGUCUUAUGACCGGGAUGGGAAUACUACAAAUCAUAAGAAGUGUGACCAGAACAUUGUGAAGGACAUUUAUCACAAGUCUGAGGUGGUACAAUUGUCUGGUGAUGCAGAGAGCCAGGGUGUAGUGGAAAGGAAACCCAAGGAGAAAAACCAGAGCUCUGAGGUGAGAAGAACGGAAGAAGUGCAGAGCAGUGAGGGACACAAGGGUGUAAACAAAGAUGUCACAAGGGAAGAGGCAGCUUCCUUCCAUGGCUGGAGAGAACAGGACUUUCCUCCUGGGCUCAAAAUCAAGAAGAAGCUUCCAGAUGUGGUUGGAGACAUCAUUCACAAGGAAGGAGUCGCCGUGGCCCGUAGCAGGGAACCAGGGCAGAAGUACCCAGAUGGUGCGGGACCAAAGUGUGUAGAGUAUAGAACAUCUCAGCUCUCUGAGAGAGCGCCCCCAUCCUCAUUGGGUGAGGAUCAACUAGAGCCUCCCAAAUUGUGCUCUGAUGGCAUGAAGGACGGUGGGCAGGAAGCCAUCUGUAGCGAGAAGGACGAUGAUGAUGAUGUUGUGUUUGUUAGCGCUCAAUGUGGAAAGGAUAAAGUGGCUGCAUUGAGGACAUCAGGAGGAGGGAAGCAGAGAACCAUCACCUCCUUCCCCGGGUUCACCCCACCGGCGGAGACGCAGAACCCGGCCGUACUGCACUCUCUGCUCACCGCACAGCUCCAGCAGAAGAAGACUACCUUGGCAUCAGUGAAUCUGAAGGCGCUGCCGGACGGUGGAGAAAGGCUACGGAAGCAGGUCCAGGAUCUGGAAGAUGCUCUGGGGUCUCUUUCCCUUAUCGCCGAGGCCACGGAGGAGCAAGGGAGCAACCAAGAAAUGAAGCAGAAGGCAAGCCUGGACACUGUCACCACAUUCAGCAGACCAGGUCUGGCAGAGGAAAAGCCGGGCGUUAAACCGCUGUCCUUCCAUCAGCUCCCCCCAAGUUCCCUCGGCGUCCACGGGUCCGGAUCAGCUCUCGGCUCCAUCCAGAACUACAGCAACUUGUAUGGAGCCCCUCAGUGGCAGAACCUCUAUGGGGGGCGGAUGACUGAGGAGCGGCUCUUCGCCGUUAGGAAUGCGACAAGUGAGGUCAUUGAUCACCUGCACAAGAGCCUGGAGUCCUGUCCCGCUCCCGAAAGUACUGCUGAGGAUCCAGCAGGGUUAAAGGUCCCUCUGCUCCUGCACCAGAAACAGGCGCUGGCGUGGCUGCAAUGGAGAGAGAACCAGAGGCCGCAGGGGGGAAUUCUCGCAGAUGAUAUGGGCCUGGGGAAGACGCUGACGAUGAUCGCCCUCAUACUGGCUCAGAAACGUGGACAGAAGAUGAAGGACGAGGGGAAGAAGCUAGAGUCGUGGAUCUCCAAAACAGAUUCCACCCUGAUGGUCUGUCACGGGACCCUGAUCAUCUGCCCGGCCUCGCUGGUUCACCACUGGAAGAAGGAGGUGGAGAAGAGAGUGCGUGAUGGCAAACUGCGCGUCUACCUGUAUCAUGGCCCCAACAGGGAGAGGAACUGCGCAGUGCUGGCGCAGUAUGAUAUCGUCGUCACCACCUACAGCCUGGUAUCAAAAGAGAUUCCCACCAAGAAGGAGGAAGGAGAAGUCCCAGCUAAGGACCAUGACCUGGGGGAUGAGUCAGCGCCCUCCCCUCUCCUGCGUCUGGCCUGGGCUCGCAUCAUCCUGGAUGAGGCUCACAACAUUAAGAACCCGAAGGUCCAGACUUCCAUGGCGGUGUGUAAGCUGAGAGCCGGGGCCCGGUGGGCAGUGACGGGGACCCCCAUACAGAAUAACCUGUUGGAUCUGUACUCUCUCCUGCGGUUCCUGCGCUGCGCCCCAUUUGACGAGUACAAGUUGUGGAAGAGUCAGGUGGAUAAUGGCAGCAGGAGGGGAGGAGAGCGGCUGAAUAUCCUGACCAAGAGCCUGCUCCUGCGGAGGACCAAGGACCAGCGGGACCACACCGGCAGACCCCUGGUGGUGCUCCCCCAGCGGAGCAGUGUCUUACACCAGCUGACGCUGUCUGAGCCGGAACAGGCCGUGUACGAUGUGAUCUUUGCCAGAUCCAGAUCUACUCUGCAGAAUUACUUGAAGAGACAUGAGGGGGCGUCACACAUCCCGUCUGGGGCGGCAGAUAACCCGUUUGAGAGAGUUGCUCAGGAGUUUGGCAGCAGUCAGAGUGAGUUCUCUUGUGCGCCCGUCUCCCAGGGUUCCAGCACGGUGCACAUCCUGUCCCUGCUCCUCCGCCUCCGCCAGUGCUGCGGUCACCUCUCCCUGCUGAGGACGACUCUCGACCAGCAGGAGCUGAGAAGUGAGGGGCUGAGCCUGACGCUGGAGGAGCAGCUGAGCGCCCUGACCCUGUGUCACCUGGAGACCCCUGACCCCAAAUCCACCGUUUCCCUGAACGGGACCAAGUUCCAGGCUGAGCUGUUUGAGAGUGAGAGCCGGAGCACAAAGAUCGAUUCCCUUAUCUCAGAGCUGAAAGCCAUAAACGCUGGACCUGAGCCGCAGAAGAGCGUCAUAGUGUCUCAGUGGACCGGCAUGCUGAAGAUUGUGGCUGCGCAUCUAAAGCGCAUCGGACUCUCCUACGCCACUAUCGACGGCUCCGUCAAUCCCAAACAGCGGAUGGAGGUUGUGGAAGAGUUUAACGUGAACUCCCGAGGACCCCAGGUCAUGCUGGUUUCCCUGUGUGCCGGUGGCGUUGGUUUAAACCUGAUUGGCGGAAACCACCUCUUCUUGUUGGACAUGCACUGGAAUCCGGCGCUGGAGGAUCAGGCUUGUGAUCGAAUCUACCGAGUGGGACAACACAAGGACGUGGUCAUACAUCGGUUUGUGUGCCAGGGGACGGUGGAGGAGAAAAUCACUCAGCUCCAAGACAGGAAGAAAGAUUUGGCCAAGAAGGUUUUGUCUGGAAACGGCAGCACGUUCACCAAACUCACCCUCGCUGACCUGCGGCUGCUGUUCGGGAUGUAACCAGUCUACGUCUGUCCGGCCGGUGAUCCGCCUUAGUACGGGUGCUCCGGUUACCGGAAUUACCGGUUUUCUGAUGAAUGCAAAUGACAAUUCUUACUGAUGGGAAUUGAACUGUCCUCUCUCUAUUUAUUUAUGUGGUGCUUUUUCUUACAUAUGUUAUACUGUAUAUGUCUGUUAUGUGUGUUAUGUAAUAAAGCAGCGCGUUUUUAUAUAAUGA
This is a messenger RNA of Pseudophryne corroboree (corroboree frog), 7545 nucleotides long. RefSeq names its product transcription termination factor 2 (gene TTF2). The transcript has 24 exons. Gene Ontology annotation, molecular function: ATP binding; zinc ion binding; ATP-dependent chromatin remodeler activity. Gene Ontology annotation, biological process: DNA repair. Gene Ontology annotation, cellular component: nucleus. The coding region runs from base 3600 to 7328 and encodes 1242 amino acids. The record is from RefSeq and is a predicted model, not a curated record. Lineage: Eukaryota; Metazoa; Chordata; Amphibia; Anura; Myobatrachidae.